GGGGCGCGCUCAGGGCUUCCCUCCGUCUGCAGGUCCCGACGUGUCUCAGCUGCCGCCGUAGAGCCGACUUUCCGAGGACCCACGCAGCCACCAGCCAGCCAAGAUGCCCAAGCCAAUCAAUGUUCGGGUGACCACCAUGGAUGCUGAGCUGGAGUUUGCCAUCCAGCCAAACACCACUGGGAAACAGCUUUUUGAUCAGGUGGUAAAGACAAUUGGCCUCCGUGAAGUGUGGUACUUUGGUCUCCAGUAUGUGGACAAUAAAGGAUUUCCUACCUGGUUGAAACUUGAUAAAAAGGUAUCAGCACAAGAGGUUCGGAAGGAGAACCCUGUCCAGUUCAAAUUCCGGGCCAAGUUCUACCCCGAGGAUGUGGCAGAGGAGCUCAUCCAGGACAUCACGCAGAAGCUGUUCUUCCUCCAAGUCAAGGAGGGGAUCCUCAGCGAUGAGAUCUACUGCCCCCCAGAGACAGCUGUGCUCCUGGGGUCCUACGCCGUGCAGGCCAAGUUUGGAGAUUAUAACAAGGAGAUGCACAAGUCUGGGUACCUUAGCUCUGAGCGACUGAUCCCCCAGAGAGUCAUGGACCAGCACAAGCUCACCAGGGACCAGUGGGAGGACCGGAUCCAGGUGUGGCACGCAGAACACCGAGGGAUGCUCAAGGACAGCGCUAUGCUAGAAUACCUGAAGAUUGCCCAGGACCUGGAAAUGUACGGGAUCAACUAUUUCGAGAUCAAAAAUAAAAAAGGAACAGACCUUUGGCUUGGAGUUGAUGCCCUUGGACUUAAUAUUUAUGAGAAAGAUGACAAGUUGACCCCAAAGAUUGGCUUCCCUUGGAGUGAAAUCAGGAACAUCUCUUUCAAUGACAAAAAGUUUGUCAUUAAGCCCAUCGACAAGAAGGCACCUGACUUCGUGUUCUAUGCCCCACGCCUGAGAAUCAACAAGAGGAUCCUGCAGCUUUGCAUGGGGAACCACGAGUUGUACAUGCGCCGCAGGAAGCCUGACACCAUCGAGGUGCAGCAGAUGAAGGCCCAGGCCCGGGAGGAGAAGCACCAGAAGCAGCUGGAGCGACAACAGUUGGAAACGGAGAAGAAAAGGAGAGAAACUGUGGAGAGAGAGAAAGAACAGAUGCUGCGGGAGAAGGAGGAGCUGAUGCUUAGGCUGCAGGACUAUGAGCAGAAGACCAAGAGGGCCGAGAAAGAGCUCUCGGAGCAGAUUGAGAAGGCCCUCCAGCUGGAGGAAGAGAGGAGGCGAGCCCAGGAGGAGUCUGAGCGUCUGGAGGCCGACCGUGUGGCUGCCCUUCGGGCCAAGGAGGAACUGGAGAGACAGGCACAGGAUCAGAUAAAGAGCCAGGAGCAGCUGGCGGCCGAGCUGGCAGAGUACACUGCCAAGAUCGCACUCCUGGAGGAGGCUCGGCGGCGCAAGGAGGACGAGGUGGAGCAGUGGCAGCACCGGGCCAGAGAAGCCCAGGAUGACCUGGUGAAAACCAAGGAAGAGCUGCACCUGGUGAUGACAACACCGCCACCUCCUCCACCCCCAAUGUACGAACCGGUGAAUUACCACGUACAUGAGGGGCUGCAUGACGAGGGUGCAGAGCCCAUGGGCUACAGCGCUGAGCUCUCCAGUGAGGGCAUCCUGGGCGACCGCAACGAGGAGAAGCGGAUCACCGAGGCCGAGAAGAAUGAGCGCGUGCAGCGGCAGCUGCUGACCCUGAGUAAUGAGUUGUCCCAGGCCCGGGAUGAGAAUAAGAGAACCCACAAUGACAUCAUCCACAACGAGAACAUGCGGCAAGGUCGGGACAAGUACAAGACGCUGCGGCAGAUCAGGCAGGGCAACACCAAGCAGCGGAUUGACGAGUUCGAGGCCAUGUAAAGGCCACGCCACACCACGACCCAGGGUGGAGGGCACCUCACGGCGGGGGGUGUCACCCUUGGCUCUUUAGUACUCUUAAGUCUAGAAACCCCCUUGACAGGUUCCAGUCCCUCAAAGAGCAGUUUCGGGGCAGAACUGUUCUACACCAGGUCCCAGUGGAAGCCCCCUGGUUACUUCCAGCUGUAUCAUAGUGCCAAACAGGCCAGAUUUUUAUGACAGUUACCGAAUCACUUCCUGUUUUAAGCAGGAUUACAGUGGAUUUCGGAUACCUCUAAAGGCUAAAUAACUUCAGGCUGGCCGUGUGACACAAGGUUCACCAUCAGCAGGGACCACACUGCGGCGCACACCUGGGUGCCAUACUUUUUCUAGUUUCGAAAUGAGCUCAAAUCGACUUUGUUCUUGAUUUCUAUGAAGGAUCCAUCUCCGUGUUCUAAGGGGUGAAAAUGAUUUUGCAGUCUGAGUCUAAAGCACGCUCCCGCACAGUUCCCUUCCUCCGCACCGCUGCAAAGUCUACGGCGGUCCUUGAGCGUACGGUACAGGACCCUCCCACUAGAAAACUUGGUUUCCGUGCUUGCUGUUAGCGUACAUUGGUGGACUUCUCUACCUAAUGAUCUGCUAUAGAGAAUAGUAUUUAUAUAAAGUGAUAAUAUGGGUUUGUAACAUUAGUUCUCAAAAGGGAAAGUUUUGUUCUGUAUAUUUUGUUACCUUUUACAGAAUAAAGGAGCAUUAAGAACCGUGUACUCGAGACACUUGAUCUGACAUGGGGCAGUUGGAAACCGACUACUGCAGUAAUCAUGCCUGGACAUAAUGUUGGUGGGGUUUUGUGCACGUAAGUGCACACUUCAAUCUCCUGUCGGUUUCUCAUUUAAAAAAAUACACCCUGAGAGCAUUCACACUCCAGCCCGCCUAUUGUGAGCGCCUGGUUCCUGUUUUCAGUUUGUCUUCCUUUGUGCCGCCCCGUCCUUUUCAGAUGUGAUGUCAUCGCACCAGACCUGUGCACAAUAAAAGCUCUCCGAGGC
Chionomys nivalis (European snow vole) is the source of this 2883-nucleotide messenger RNA. It is a transcript of the gene Ezr, whose product is annotated as ezrin. Lineage: Eukaryota; Metazoa; Chordata; Mammalia; Rodentia; Cricetidae. The transcript has 13 exons. The coding region runs from base 104 to 1864 and encodes 586 amino acids. Gene Ontology annotation, cellular component: cytoskeleton; adherens junction; plasma membrane. Gene Ontology annotation, molecular function: actin binding; cell adhesion molecule binding. The record is from RefSeq and is a predicted model, not a curated record. Gene Ontology annotation, biological process: positive regulation of protein localization to early endosome; positive regulation of early endosome to late endosome transport; regulation of cell shape.